AUGGGCGAUGUUCCUGAGGUCCAGGUUACUUCCCAAGAGGCGCAGAAAGCCCUUCAAGAUUUGUUCCAAAGCAGCGUGGGUGACGCCGAAAUCGAUGGAAUUGAUAUGGAACGUGACGCCCACGUCGAGGGCUUCAGGGACACGAUCAAGCUCAUGCCCCAUCAGGUCAAGGGUCGAAUGUGGAUGAAGAGCAGAGAAGAGGGAAAGGCGAAGGGAGGUAUUUUGGCAGAUGAUAUGGGUUUGGGAAAGACCAUUCAGACGUUCACGAGGAUCGUGGAUGGGAAGAGGACCGAUAAAGAGAAGGAAGAAGGGUACGCAAGAGGUACCUUGAUCAUCUGCCCCGUCGGCCUGAUCAAGCAAUGGAGAGAAGAGCUUGGGAAGAUGACAGUCGGGCUCAAAGUCAUUGAACAUCAUGGGUCGGGUCGCACUAAAGGCAUUGUCCUUGAGCGUGCUGAUGUUGUCAUCACAUCCUACAGUGUGGUCUCGUCAGAGCAUGGAGCUUCCGAGGGGGGCUCCGAUCACUCCAAGACCGCAAAGAAACCGAAAGCAAAAGCAAAGACGGGACUCGAGGACUUCAUCGCCGAAGGUAGUGAUGAAGAAGACUCCGACGAGUUCGCUCAACAAGUGGUCAAGAAGAAGUCCAAGAAAAAGCCUGCAUGCCCCUUAUUCGAAAUCGAUUGGUUGCGGAUUGUCCUCGAUGAAGCUCAGAACAUCAAAAAUAAGUCCGCCAAAAUGAGCAUUGGUUGCUGUGCGCUCAACAGCAAAUUCAAGUGGUGUCUGACCGGUACCCCCAUCCAAAAUAGCGUUGAUGACCUGUAUCCUCUGCUCAAGUUCUUGGUCGUCAAGCCUCUGAAUGACUGGACCCAGUUCCGCCAGCAUAUAUCUCAGCCUGUGAAGGCUGGCAAACCUGCUUGCCCUAUGAAACGUCUGCAAGUCAUCCUGAAGGUUAUCAUGCUUCGCCGCACGAAGACUGACAUGAUCAACGGGCAGCCUUUGCUGAAGUUGCCCCCUCGCGAAGUACAAGUCGUGCAGUGCGAAUUCGAUAAGGACGAGCGCGAAUUCUACGCCGCACUCCAAGAGCGUACCACGCUCACGUUCAACAAGUUCUUGAAAAGAGGCGACGUGAUGAAAAACUAUACUAGCGUCUUGGUGCUUUUGUUGAGGAUCCGACAAGCAUGCGGUCAUCCUGGACUUGUCAGCAAGGACUUCAGUGAAGAAAAGGAUGCGCUGGAUCCAAAGGCAGGAAAAGACGACAAAGAUGAGCAAGAGGUCACCCAACAGGAAGAAGACGAGCUGGCUGACCUGCUUGGGAAAAUGAAUGUGGGAGAUAAGCCUGAAAUGUGUCCCAUCAAUUUAGAUUCAGAUGACUCGGACGAGUCAGUUGUUGCAAUUCCCCGCAAUGAAGCUGCCUUCCCAAAGAAAUCCCAUAAAUCCAAUGGAUUACCAAAACUUCCCCCGAGCAGCGCGAAGAUCCGCAAGAUCGUGGAACUGUUGACAGAUAUCGCGGAUAGAUCGAAUCGUGAAGAAAAGACUAUCAUAUUCAGCCAAUUUACAGGUAUGCUCGACCUGUUGGAGCCGUUCUUAAAGCAUCAUGGCGUGAAGUUUUCCAGGAUCGACGGCAGCCUUAGACCCGUUGAGCGGGAGCAGGCCAUCAAUAAGAUCAAGAACGACAAAGCAACCACUGUGAUCCUGAUCUCGUUCAAAGCUGGUGGCGUGGGACUCAACCUCGUAUGCUGCAACAACGUCAUUCUAGUGGAUCUUUGGUGGAAUCCGGCACUGGAGGAUCAGGCGUUCGACCGUGCUCAUCGUCUUGGACAAACGCGAGCAGUGAAUAUCUACAAAUUAGUCAUUGAAAACACGGUGGAAGACCGUAUUCUAAUUAUGCAGGACAAGAAGCGUGAAGUGGCAACGGUGGCUUUGAGCGGCGGCAAGCUCAGUAAGAACAAGCUCGAUCUGAAUGAUCUCAUCGCAUUGUUCAAGCCCUCCAAUGGGCGUGACGACGAUGACGAGUAA
Messenger RNA from Dacryopinax primogenitus, 2013 nucleotides. RefSeq lists its product as uncharacterized. Gene Ontology annotation, molecular function: ATP binding; ATP-dependent chromatin remodeler activity. The transcript has 10 exons. NCBI's taxonomy places the organism in Eukaryota, Fungi, Basidiomycota, Dacrymycetes, Dacrymycetales, Dacrymycetaceae. The coding region runs from base 1 to 2013 and encodes 670 amino acids. The record is from RefSeq and is a predicted model, not a curated record. Gene Ontology annotation, cellular component: cytoplasm.